AUGCAGUCUCUCUGCCUGCUCCUGGCGCUGGCGGCCUCUGCCGCCCUCGCGUCGCAGGUGCAGGUGACCCCGGUGCAGAAGGUGGUCCAGCUGUUGGAGAACAUGAAAGAGAAGGGCACGAAGGAGAUGCAGGAGGAGGAAGUCCAAUACACGAAGUUCAAGCAGUUCUGUGACAUGACGCUGCGGGAGAAGGAGGCAGCCAUCGAUGAAGCGGCCGACAAGAUCGAGACCCUCGAGGCGGACAUCGAGAAGGCCGCAUCGGAGGCGGAGCGCCUGGGCAAGGAGAUGUCGGAGCAUCAGGCGGACAUCGAGGCCGCGACGGCGGAGAAGGAGAAGGCGACGGCCGUCCGUGAGAAGGGCCGAACGGACUUCCAACUGACCCUGAAGGAUUACAGCGAGUCUAUCGAUGCCAUCGCCCGUGCACUGAAGGCUUUGAAGGAGGAGGACAAGAAGACAGCCCUGCUGCAGCUGGCGGACGCCAAGCUCCUCCCGGACGAGGCACGGCAGAGUCUGCUAGACACACAGGGCCCAGCGCCGAAGACCUACGAAUUCCAGUCCGGGGGCGUGAUCAGCAUGCUCGAGGGCCUUCAGGACAAGUUUGUUGACGAGCGCAUCAGCCUGGAGAGGGAAGAGCAGAAGAAGCGCCAUGCCUACGAGAUGCUGGCCCAGAGCCUGGAUUCGCAGCUGGCGCAGUCCAAGAAGGAGCAGGAGGAGAAGGGACAGUUCAAGGCCAAACAGCUACAGAGCAAGGCCUCAUCCGAGGGCGACCUGGGUGAGACGAAGGUCGAGAAGCAGUCUGACGAGAAAUACUCCACCGACCUCGCGGCCACCUGCAGCAAGAAGGCCGCGGCCUUUGCGGCGCGCCAGAAGCUGCGACAAGAGGAGAUCGAGGCUAUCGAGAAAGCCAAAGGCAUCAUCGCCGGAGAGGCACAGCGGGCUUCGGCUUUGAACAGCCGCGUGCUCUCUGCCGUGGCCGGUCGGGCGGCCGCAGAUCCCAUCGCCAAGGUGCGAACGAUGAUCGAGCAGCUGAUCACGAAGAUGCAGACACAGCAAAACGAAGAGGCCAGCAAGAAUGGCUGGUGCAAUGCCGAGCUGGCAUCCAACAAGGCCACCCGCGAGGAGAAGACCGACGCAGUGGACGAGCUCUCUUCAGACGCAGACGAGCUUUCCACGGCCAUCGGCAAGCUCGGCGAGGAGGUUUCGACAUUGAGCAGGCAGGUUUCAGAGUUAGAUGCCGACAUGGCCAAAGCCACGCAGAUGCGGGAGGAGGAGAGUGCCAAGAAUGCUGCCACAGUAAAGGAUGCCAAGGAGGCACAGGCGGCCGUAGCCCAAGCACUGCUCGUACUCCGAGACUUCUACAAGAAAGCCGCCGGCGCCAGCUCCUUGGCGCAGAUGCGGGGCGAGGCGCGGGCCGAGCCGAAAGUCUUCGGCGACGAGCCUUACACGGGCAUGGGCGAGAGCGGCGGUGUGAUCUCCAUGCUGGAGGUGAUCCAAAGCGACUUCGCACAGCUGCAGGCAGAGACGGAGGCCGCCGAGGAGUCUGGGCUCAAGGAGUACCAGGAUUUCAUGGAAGACUCCAAGGUUGACAAAGCCACCAAAGUCCGAGCGUCGGAGCACAAGGCCAGCAAAAAGCAGGCCAAGGCCCAGGAGCUCACAGCAGUUCGGGCGGACCUUAAAGGCACGCAGAAGGAGCUGGACGCUGCGAAGGCCUAUUUCGAGAAGCUGAAGCCCGACUGCCUCGACACCGGCGCCUCCUACGCAGAGCGCCAGGCACAGCGGAAGCAGGAG
This is a messenger RNA of Symbiodinium necroappetens, 1788 nucleotides long. NCBI's taxonomy places the organism in Eukaryota, Dinophyceae, Suessiales, Symbiodiniaceae. The record is from the annotation of a GenBank genome assembly.